AUCAACAAGCACGAGGUGCGCGAGGACCACCGCCAACGCGCGCCGCCGCUCAUGAUGGUCAGGGCGACGCUAAGCCGUGCCGCAUCGAACCCUACUUCGACGGGAGAGCACAAUCGGAUGUUACAGGUCUGGGACGUCGGGAAGGUUUUCUUCAACGCCGACCGUGAUGAGGCGAUCUACGUUCAUCCUGGACGCGAGCUGUGCCCUCCUGUAAGGUGCUGGUGGCUGUGGAAGGCCAUCAACGGCACCGGGAAGGCAUCUCAGAUGUGGGGGGAGCUGAUGCGGACUACCGUGGGCGACGGCCGCUGGGAAUGCUUGGCGGCGACGCCCAAUGUGUUCUACAUACCAGCGGAUCCCAACUUCCCUGCCGUCGACAAGGACAGUGCAGCGAUCUGCUGCGGAGAUGACUUUCUGGCCGAAAGCUACGAUGAGCAGCUGUGCGAGCUGGGCGAGUUGCUGAAGCAGCAGUUCGAGACCUGGGCGGACGAACUACCUCAAGAGGACCAUCGGGCACACCGGCAAGCCGCCAGGCUCAGAGGAUCCAGGCACGUGGAUUUCAUGAUUCAGUGGACACAGAAGCGAGGGUGCAAGCCAGCGCCUACUCCAGGGGCGAAAGCUACAGGACAAGGACGACGAGACAGCAUAGACCUUCUGUCCAAGGACCGAGCCCGGGAAGUUGCAGGUGCAGCAGGCACGGCGCUCUACCUCUCUUCGGACAGGCCCGACACGAUGCAUGCCAGCGAGACCGCAAUGCAGCGCGUCUCAAACCCGAACGUCCUAAUGCAUGCGCGAGUUCAGCGGCUUGGACGGUACUAUGAAGGACAGCCUGUGCUGGUCUGGCGUUAUCCUUUACAGGGUACUCCUGACGGCAUUCGUGUGGAGGGCGAUGCAGACUGGGCCUCUAAAAGCGAGUUUCAGAGACGAUUCACGAGCGGAGGAGCAGUGCGGGAUGGUGACCACACAUGGGACUGCUACUCAGCGACGCAGAGCACCAUAGCUCUAAGCUCAGGGGAACCCGAGAUGCAUGCUGCAGGCAGUGCGACUGCCAGAGGACUCCAGUGCAAGACCGGCCUGAUCGAGACCAAGAGGCCCUGCAACUUGAAGAUCUACAGCGACAGCACCGCGGGGGAGGGGGGGGGGCAUGUCAGGCACCUGGAACUGAGGUACUUAUGGAUUCAAGAGCGGCUGCGACUCAAGGCGUUUGAGCUCCUGAAGGAGGACGCCAACGAGAUGACGGCAGACAUGGUCACCAAGUACAGCGAGUGGUCGACGAUAGAGAAGCACCGCGCAACUCUGAACCUCAUGUUCGGGAAACAGUACAAGGGCUUGAGCGCGAUGGCCAUUUCCACGGGAGUCGUGACUUCUGCGUCAGGCGAGAGGGUGACGGUGCACGAGGAGCCAGGCCAGCUAGCGGUUUGCCCCGCACCUGUGCCCCACUGCGUGGAUCGCGAGGAGUUCUGGUUCAUCCUGAAGACGGGUGUCUUCGCGGUGAUCGCUGCAGCGUUUGUCAUAGGCUGCGCGUGCGGUUGCUACGCGAGGAGCUACCUCAAGAAGGACUUCAUCCAGAAGGCGGUUGACCCCGCUCCUGGAGACGCCGACGUCUGCCUGGCCAC
Prorocentrum cordatum is the source of this 1613-nucleotide messenger RNA. NCBI's taxonomy places the organism in Eukaryota, Dinophyceae, Prorocentrales, Prorocentraceae. The record is from the annotation of a GenBank genome assembly.